Molecule: messenger RNA, 2679 nt
Organism: Symbiodinium pilosum
Lineage: Eukaryota; Dinophyceae; Suessiales; Symbiodiniaceae
Source: the annotation of a GenBank genome assembly
AUGGCUCCUAAUACGAAUAAGCCUGCAAAGGUAAAGCAGGAGAAGGCCCCCGGCGGCAGGGGUCGUGGCAGGGGGCGUGGCGGUGGGGUCGUAGCGGCGGUGAUAGAUGAGCAGGCCACUCCUGCUGCAGGGAUCCUGGAAGGGUCCGUGAACAGCCAGCACCUGACGCGUGUCUUGGAUGCCCUCACGGCGAUCAAGGAGAACUCGGUUCUUUGUGAUGUGAAGGACCAGGCACCGCUGGCCAUCACCGCGUCGCAGGCAUCCUCCACCAUUGCUCCGUACGACCCGCAGCUUCCCAAGCAAGCCCGGGAGGCCAAAGGUAGCUACACCUGCGGCGCCAACUUGCUCUGGAUCGACCUGCUAGUAUCCAUCACCCCCCACGUGCCAGUGAACGAGGCGUCAAUUCAGAAAGGCAUGGACAAGUAUUUUCCUUCGCCGGACAUCAACUGGGAGCUGGGCAAGGUUGUGAUUGGCAUUCUCCCUGCGCAGCUGGAUGUCUUAGCUGAAGGGAAGACUGCCCCCACGGGUCUCCGGCUGCCUUCGCCGGAGGAAUACCUCCACUCCUUCGUCCUAAAGGUGGCGGACAGAGUCCGAGCAGCCGCGUCUAUGGGUGAGCUCAAGUCCUGGGCCAAUUUGAUGCUGUCACUCCCAGUGACAUUUCAGCUUGCGGCUGGCCAAGAAAAACUUUACUUUUCUGGAAUCAGCAUCCGUGAAAACUAUGGGACAGGGUUCGACCUGCUGUUUCGCAGCACUGUCCAGCGCAUAUAUGAAUUGGCCAUCUACAGAGAUUCCCAGACCACCAAGAUGACGUACAAAGAAGUGGCUCAGAAGUGGAAAUCCUCCGUGACCUUCAGCACAAUCACAGAAGAAGGUGAUGCAAAGGAUUGGUCCUCUUUUGUUGAGGUGGCUUUGUCCGUCUAUGACAGGUGCCUGAAGCGUCCUGUGGUUCAGCGUCUCAUCCUUGAUGCGGAAGAGAAGUGGGGAAAGCAGACCCCCUGGGAUUCCGUUUACAAGCUGGACACAUUGGUGUCCAAGUGUGGCAAGCCAUGUGGACGAGCUGACACAGCAGGCCCUUUGGAUCGGAUGGCAUGGGUCAUCAGGUGCGUCCAUGAUUUCCUUGACUCGGAGCAGCUCCAGCGAACUGCUCUAAGUGUUCGCAAUCUUUCAGGCAAAGGGCUCUUUGGCCACAAGGGCACAGCCGAUCUUUUGGUGUACAAGUAUGGUCUUGGGGUCUACAUCAAAGAUUACCUUGAGGGGUCAGUGCUGGAUGCGACACAGAAGGCUGAGAUCCGCAAGGUGUUUCGGGACCACGAAACCUACAGGGCCGCCUUCGGCAGCCCUGGUUAUAUGGCUGAGCAUGAUUUGUCCUGGAUGGGUGCGCUGUGCCAGCCGGCCAGAUCGGCCUGCACUGUCCUCAAACAGCUGGUCUACACGACGGAGCACGAUGCCAAGAUCAAGCGCAUGAUGACUUCUGGAGCGCUCGUGGCGGACUGGCUGGAUCACGAGGAGGAAGUCAAGGUGGUUGCCUCGCCCCAGCAGCAGAUGCAGGAUUCCAUUGUCAACACCUUGAAGAGGACUGCGGACGGCAGUGGGAAUAAUGACUCCACCGAGAGCCUGGUGAGGUCAUUGCCCGAGACGGAUCUCGUGCGUGUCAUGGACUCCAUAUCCGAAGCCAAGAGGUCUGCGCGGCAAUUCAUCAAGCUCUUUGUGGAUGAGGAGCGAACUGAGGGCGUGAUGGCCGCGCUGAAUGAGUCUGCGCUGUCCAGAAUGGCGAAGUCUGAGUUCCUCAUGGUGAAUUAUGAUGUCAAAAACAGUGGGGAACCGGUGACCGCCCCGCACAUCAGGGUGGCCCCUCUGAAGGUCGACUUGCUUAGGCGAUGCAUCCAACGCACCUGCAAGUUCAUGGACAGUCCCGACGCCAUGCCUGAGAACGUCCUGUUCACAGUGUUCGAUGGAGGAAAGACGGGGAACCAGACUCAGAUCAUGAACCAGUUCGCUGCCAGCGACAAGUCCAGCAUGCCCAAGACUGCCCGGAGCCUCCACCUCUGCUACGAGGAAAACUCUGUCGUUGCACGGAUGGAGCGGUAUCGGGCCAAUACGUCUUUGCAGCAGCUGGAGAUUGUGCAUAUCGUUCACAACUGCGGGGUCGUUCCCCCUGGAACGAAGAAGCGCCGCAACAGGGCCUACUAUGCCGGAACGUCCCACGGGCAAGUGAUUCAGAACAUUGUCCUGCCUUCAGAUGCAGAUGUCUGGACAGCCAGCUUCGCUUCGAAGAAGGAGAUGUACGACAAGCUGCGUGUGGACGUUGGAGGCCCAACGGCAGGGGGCGAGAAUCUGACGAAGCGCACAGAUGACUCGAUAGAGCCAUUUUGUUUCCACUCUAUGCCUCUGAGUGUGUACAAGGAGCUCCUGGAGGUUGACCUGAGGCCUCAGGCAAUUCUAGACUGGACAGCAGGCGAUGGACAGCUGGCGUGGGGGGGGGCUCAUUUGGCAGAGCUCUUGUCCAGCACGGCUGCUGGAGCAGCAGUGCCUGCAGCUACUGGUCGUGCUAGUGGCCGCGGCCGAGGGCGUGGCAGAGGGACCCCUGCCGCCUUGAUGCAGAAGAUUCAGGAGUUACGCCGCUCCCAGGGCAAUGCAGCGGACAGUGGUGAGGCUGAGCCCCCCGCCGCCCAAGAGUGA